Molecule: messenger RNA, 552 nt
Organism: Anopheles moucheti
Lineage: Eukaryota; Metazoa; Arthropoda; Insecta; Diptera; Culicidae
Gene: Lamtor5
Exons: 4
Coding region: 109-381 (90 amino acids)
Biological process (GO): positive regulation of TORC1 signaling; cellular response to amino acid stimulus
Cellular component (GO): lysosome; Ragulator complex; cytoplasm
Molecular function (GO): guanyl-nucleotide exchange factor activity
Source: RefSeq, a predicted model, not a curated record
AUUAUCAUCGCAGAAUCUACUGCGAGUAUUUCCCUGGUGUCCACUAGAAAUACGCUACAGAAAAGCAAAUAGCGGCAACUGCGAAAAAAGGAUUCUACAGGCAAAGCCAUGGAACAUCAAGUAGACAGCAUACUGGAUAAAAUCAUGGACGUUCCGGGCAAUACAGGAUGCCUGUUAGCCAACAAUCAAGGCUUGUGCCUAGGAGUGAAAGGUAAUGCAUCGGAACAGUCUGCCGGAAUAAUCGUAGCUAUAUCAGAUUUAGCAUCGAAGUUAGAUCCUAGCAACAGUUCCCCGGUAAUUUCAUUGGAAUCAAACGACAAAAUAUGUAUGAUCCACAAACACGGUAUCACGGGAGCAAUUUACAAACAAAAAGGAACAUAAAUGUAAUCUUGCUUUGCUCGUAAUAAACCCCUAUUGGCUUAAUGUAAACGAUGUUAACAACACAUUCAACAGACCACAUAUUCACAAAAUAAACGGUGAAUAGCGAGACAGCGCUCUACACCAUCGAUUUUACACGAGCAAAAACCUCGCAAUAACAACGUCAAUACGAAU